Messenger RNA from Aphanomyces invadans, 3726 nucleotides. RefSeq lists its product as hypothetical. The transcript has a single exon. The record is from RefSeq and is a predicted model, not a curated record. Gene Ontology annotation, biological process: lipid metabolic process. NCBI's taxonomy places the organism in Eukaryota, Oomycota, Saprolegniomycetes, Saprolegniales, Verrucalvaceae. Bases 43 to 2940 code for a protein of 965 amino acids.
GCCGAGCCAACCAUCUAUUUCUGUCCGUCACGGCGCAGUUACAUGCACAACAGUCUCCCAAUACUUCCAUCGCCACACAGACGACGUGACGAGUUGGGAAUCGAAUUUGAUUUCACCGCCACGAUGGAGGCACCAGUUGCCGCACAGGCGCCGCCGGCUGGGGACGACUGCCCGAGUCCAUCAUCAUCGCCUCUGCAGCGGCACGGUGUGCUUCCAACCUUUCGCGUACGUCACAUGCAUGCUGUAUCGGCGGUUUUCAUGCGGCCGAGAUGGGCAACGUCGCCCGCUGCGAAGGUACCAAUCCAUCGUAAGGUGAUCCAUCCAGGGUGUCAGUGGAAGCCCGAGCUGCAUUUGUCCAUGGCGCGGCCCAUCGCGCAGCUCGAAGUCAUGUCGAAACCAAAGGUCGUGCAGCUCUUGGUGGUGUACUACUUGUUCGCGUUUGCGUUCUUGCCCAUCAUCGCGCUCGACACGUCGUCUAUCGUGGUCGUGACCCCAGCAGUCUCAUGUCGGGGAAGCGAAUGCACAGGUUGGCAAGUCCACACGCGCGUGUCUCCGUUUUGCUCGUCCAUGUCCCUCGUUGUGUCGACGUCCGCCUCGUCGCUGGUGUUUGUUUUCCCUCUGGGGGCGCCGACGCCCCGUCGCCCUCCGCUCGCCACGGCGGUCCUGACCGUCGAGCCCGUCGAGGGCGGGCCAAGGCAAACGUGUUUCUUGGCGAAUUGGUCCACAACAGCCCAGGACGCAUCGUUGAUCACGGUGGAAAGCGCCGCGGUCGACGUCAACUACGCCCAGCUCUUUGGUGUGGACAUCAACCUCUUUUCUGCCGUCGACGUGUCGUUCGAGCUGGACCCGACGCUGCAGCUGCGGCCAUUCGACACCAUGACCAUUGCGUGGCGCCAGCGCUUUGUGUCGCCGUUUGUGACGCUCUACUGCUCGUGCACGGUCAUGGCGAUCGACGUGAUGUCGGUCGCGUACUUUUGGCAUCGAGUGCGGCUGUUUCGCCACUCGCAGCCGACGGUGUCGCUUCCGCAGUGGCGGUGGAUCGUCGGCAUGUUGAUGGCGCUGAUGCUGCAAAUUCAAAUUCCGUUUUCGAUUGCCCAGUUUGUGUAUACAAUGGCGGGGACGGCAAUGCCGGCCGCGCUCCUCCAGGUCAGUUUCUGGCUGUACCUUGUCGGGAAGAAUUCGACGCGGUUUUUUGUCUUGUGCUUUGCCGACGGCAUGGACCGAACGACCGAGAGCUUGGCGGACCGCGGCCACGUUCGGUUUUACACGAUCAAGGCAGCGACGGUCGCGGCGCUGACGAUCUUGCAAGGCAUCAACUACGAGCUGAAACUUCCCCCCGACGUGGCAGAUGUCCUUGUCCUUGUGAUCACCGUCCUCGAAUUCGCUACGCAGGGGCUCAUCGUGCUCUGGUACUGGGCGCGACGGGGCCGGGAGAUCCGCACGUUCCCGUACAAAACCGCGAAAUUUCGCUACGUCACGUACGGCGUGCUGUCGUUUCUGGUCGUGCCGGAAGCCAUUGGGUCGCUGAUCACACUGCUCAAGCGGGCGGCGUGGUCUUUAUCGACACCGACGUCGAAAAGCCUCGCGUGGCUCGCCGCCCUCGUUCGGCUGCAGGCGUUCGCCUGGAUGGUGCUCCAGUGCUACCUUCCGCUCCAACACGACCAGCUGCUCCAGACAUCUCCCGAGCGCAAGUCGUUUGCAUUGAACGAUGACGAUAACGAUGACGGCGAUGAUGAUGGCGACGACAGGAAACGAGCGUCCAUUCGCCUGACGAUGCGAACGUUCAACCUUACGACAGCCGUCGUCAUGCUCAACUGCAGUGUCACGAGCUAUUUUGACACUCUGGCCGCCGACCAAAGCGCGGAGGAUGGUCGUUCGUCGACGGCAGCGGCAUCGCCAUGUCCGCCGCCGUCGCCAUCCUCAUUUGGACGCAUCGGGCUCGACAUUAUCCACCCCAACGCGUACAACAUCCAUGUCAUCCGGACCUUCCACGGCGCUGCGACCGACACGAACGCCCUCCUCCUGCACGACACAGCAUUCGACCGGUACAUCGUGAGCUUUCGAGGCACUGGCAGCCUCAAGAACGGGCUCACCGACGUCAAAUCACGCCAAGUCCUGUUUCCAGGGGUCGAGUUCACAGCGCCGCGAAAAGCGCUCCACCGGCGGUACCACCGCAGCGACGUGUACGUGCACUUGGGAUUUUGGCAAGCGUACAAGACGCUGCAAGCGGCCAUCCACGACGCCGUGCGGCAGUUGCCUCGGCCACCGCUCGCGCCUCUUCAGAUCUAUUGUACGGGCCACAGCCUCGGCGGCGCGCUGGCGACGCUGUGUGCCGUGGACCUCGCCCUCGCGCAGCCCAACGUGGCCGUGACCAUGUACAACUUUGGCAGCCCGCGCGUCGGCAACCACGCAUUUCGCUUGCUCUUCAACGCCAUCGUGUCGGGGUUUCGCGUCGUCAACGACGGCGACGUUGUAACGCAAAUGCCCAAGCGCGACUACACCAGUGUCUCCCGGAACGGCGUCGGAAUCUACAAACAUGUCGGGACGGAAGUCGUGCUCCUGUCGUCCGGCGUCGAGUCCAACAACGUGGACGGUCGUCGGUCGUUCCGGGGGCUCGUGGUGCAACCCACGAUUGUGGACCGCGUGUUUGUGCUCGCCAUGCGAACCAAGCUGUCAAGCCAUACGCUCGAAAGCUAUCGGCAAAGCUUUCGAUCGCUCAUUUCGCAUGAACCGUCGUUUGACCGUGCGACGGACACGAGGGCGGACGGCGUGCCCAUCGUUCACGACGAACAUGCAGCAUGCACGCUUGAAACGAGUGGCGGGGACGCUGCGGCGGCGGAACCAGAGACCACGAUCGACAACGUUGCGCGGCCAACGGACGUGUUGGAGAUUGUCGUCGAUGGCGUGAUGGACCAGCUCGACGACGCCGCCAUGGAUUGAGACGAAGAGGAGUAGUAGAUAAUUCUGCUGCUCGGACAAUUCCGUCUUCGUGGAUGUGAAGGAUAUGCAUUGAACGCCACCAUCAGCAUAGCCUCCCGCAUUGGACGGCCUUCUCCAUCGAACUGUCACGACCGACAUAUUUCCUCGUCAAUUACUCUAUCGUGGGAAUCGACACAAACUGGGGUGGUCUGCGUUCGCCGGUGUGCUUGGGCGACUGCUCUGUUCAACUUGAGUCGGUUGAGGGUGGACGAGACCCCCCGUUGUGGAGGACAAUGCGGCCAUCGUACAACGACGCAACAUCGCCGCCGAGAUGGCGCGGCAUGCCUGCAGCAUGCAACUAAUCGCGCUUUGCUUUUUCGACGGAGUCCAUUGCAAAGGCUCUUCGUCUGAGGUUGGGCAUUUCAAAGGUUCAUGUGGAAGGCGGCGGCGUCGAUAAAAUGUGCUGUCGACUUCUACGGUUCGUGCCAGGACGUGUGCUCGUAGAGCACGUCACCGCAUUCCACACAAGCGCUCCGAGUGCCGCGCCGUGUCGGAUCGACUCUGCUCGGUGCAAAUUCGAUUCGUUAAGCUUACGUCUACCGUCGUCGUCGAAUGCGGCGCAGUUUCUCGGUCGAAAUGUUCGUCUGCGUCAUCGCGGUCAAGUCGAUCCUGUACGAGUAAUGUCCGGACUGGACGAUGCGGCUGUUGUACGUCGCGUUCGCUUGGUGGGUUUGCCACAGGAAUUCCAUCUGCGUGGUGCCGCCUGCCGUGUACGGGUACCACCCCGUGGCCUUGCCGUCGACAAAG